AACAAUGGCGGCACUGAAGCUUCUCCUCUCUCAAGCUCGCCGCCACUGCCUCACCAAACACUCUUCCCAAUCCCUCUUUCUCACCUCUCACAGAUUUCUCUCUUCUUCUGAAUCAAACUCAAACUCUACAAAAACACCCUUCGAAUCCAUUUCAAUCCAACCCGUUUCCUACCCCGUCAAACCCAAAGACCCAUCCCCAUCCACCGAACCCUCCGAACCACAAUCCCUCCGCCAACCGCCGCCGCCGCCACCUCGGCGAGCCGAUAGCCAGGAAUCGCGGCCGACGUGGACGCGCGAAGAUGUUAGGUACGUGAAGGACGCGGGGUCGAUCACGCCGGUGUCGUAUCCGGUGCGCGUAGCGCCGCUUCCCGACGACAAGGUCCCGGCGGCGGAUGAGGAAAUGGAUAAGGAGAGGCGGAGGAUCGAGGCGGAAGAUCAGUUGAGGAUGAGGAUGGUGAAAGCCGCAGAAGAGGAGAAGAUGAAGGUCCCUUUUCCGAUGCUGAUUAAGCCCAAAAAAAAUGAGAAACCACCGCUACUUGAUUUGACCGAAGCCAUUCGCCAAGUUAAGGUCAAUGCCAAGGCAAAGUUUGAUGAAACUGUUGAAGCACAUGUACGAUUGGGUAUUGAUUCAAAGCGAACAGAACUGGCAGUUCGUGGCACUGUAAUUCUGCCUCAUGGUGCUCCCAAGGCCGUCAGUGUGGCUGUUUUUGCAGAAGGGGCUGAGGCAGAGGAAGCCAAAGCUGCAGGAGCUGAUAUAGUUGGCGGUAAAGAGCUUAUUGAGGAGAUUGCUAGUGGUAAAAAUAAGCUCAAAGUUGACAAGUGCUUCUCAACUCCUGGAAUGGCACCUCAUCUUGGGAAGAUAGCACAAUAUCUUAGAAAGCGCAGACUGAUGCCAGAUAAGAAACUAGGUACUCUUACUAGUGAUAUUGCUGGGCAGUUGAAAGAGCUAAGACAAGGCCGUGUUGAGUUUAAAAUGGAAAGUAAAUCAAUUUUGCACGUGGGAGUUGGAAAGGUAAGCUUCAAAGAAGAUGCUUUACGAGAGAAUCUUGGUGCAUUUAUGAAUGCUGUAUUGCUUGCAAAGCCCGCUGGCUUAAAGAAGACUUCCAAAUAUGCUGGGUAUGUGCUGUCUGUCCAUAUAAGCAGCACGGAUGGAUAAUAGGAUAGGUAGGAUGAAAGAAGUUGCUCAGAGGCAGUUAGACCAAUUUAGAGAAGCAAUGCAAUCAGAAAUACCAUUGAAAUUAAAAUAAUUUUGGGUUAAAAAUUGAAUUGUGGGGAUAACAUAAUGAUUAGAGCUCAUACAUGGUACAGCAAUUGAGUUUAAGAAGUAUUUCCAUUAAAACGAGUGAGGCCUGAGAAUUUAUUGUGAAAAUGUAGGGAGGUGUGAUUAACCAAUUGAACUUCAGUGUAAUUUUGUUUUAGAUUAUUAAGAAUGUUAGCUGUAUGGAAAAUAAGGGUAACAACAAAAAGCUGAAUGGUGAAAAAUAAUGAAGUAGCUACUUAUCUAUGUGAUAUCCAACUCAUGCGCUAAGUAGAGUGUACAAAUUUUUGGUACAAAAAAUUUAUUUCCCUAGCAUACAGGUUCACUUCAAUGAUUGCACUUGUUGGUGUAGGGUAGAUAAAAGGUGAGAGUAACAAGACCAUUAGUGAUUUAGAUAGGAAAAUGAAGUUGGGCGUGAAGAGAGAGCAAUGUGAAAUAAAAGAGAGUGAAUUAUAGAAAGGAAGAAGCGAAGAAAGGCGUAAUUAGCUACUGUCAUGAAUUGCAGUGAUGAUGCACUUCGUCUCAUGUAUUCUUGUGUGCAUGUUUCAAGUUAUUUAGUGCUAUCGUGACGAUGCAGAUGGGCCCAGGAUUACCUGUAUCAAUACAAUCGUUAUCCAAAGCAGCAGAUAAUUACAAGAAGAUGCAUGUGUUAUGAAUCUUUUGGAUAGGUGGCAGUUGUGGGCUUUCAACGUGAAUCCAAGUUUUG
Molecule: messenger RNA, 1964 nt
Organism: Abrus precatorius (Indian licorice)
Lineage: Eukaryota; Viridiplantae; Streptophyta; Magnoliopsida; Fabales; Fabaceae
Product: 50S ribosomal protein L1
Exons: 10
Coding region: 5-1156 (383 amino acids)
Biological process (GO): translation
Cellular component (GO): large ribosomal subunit
Molecular function (GO): structural constituent of ribosome; RNA binding
Source: RefSeq, a predicted model, not a curated record